Lithohypha guttulata is the source of this 1365-nucleotide messenger RNA. RefSeq names its product Serine/threonine-protein kinase env7 (gene ENV7). The record is from RefSeq and is a predicted model, not a curated record. Bases 1 to 1365 code for a protein of 454 amino acids. Gene Ontology annotation, cellular component: Golgi apparatus; cytoplasm. Gene Ontology annotation, biological process: regulation of vacuole fusion, non-autophagic; vacuolar protein processing; protein phosphorylation. NCBI's taxonomy places the organism in Eukaryota, Fungi, Ascomycota, Eurotiomycetes, Chaetothyriales, Trichomeriaceae. The transcript has a single exon. Gene Ontology annotation, molecular function: ATP binding; protein serine/threonine kinase activity.
AUGGCAACCACACUCAUGGACCUAAUAUCAAACUUCACAAACUGUCUCUUCUGCUUCCCCUCCUCUCCAAACCUCAAGAUCAACUCCCGAACCCUACGACUCCUCCGGCUCCUUGGCGAAGGUGGCUUCAGCUACGUCUACCUCGUCCAAGAUACAAGCACAUCCGCGCUCUACGCGCUGAAAAAGAUCCGCUGUCCCUUUGGUCAGGAGAGUGUUGCCCUGGCGCUGAAGGAGGUGGAAGCAUACAGUUUGUUCUCUGGUGUAACGGGUGGUGAUUUUAUUAUACACUCGAUUGACCACCAGGUCAAAGAUGAGGGGGGGAAGGUCUCGGGAAUUGGUAAUUCGGGAGAAGCUGGAGGGCAAAAGACGGUUUACAUACUGUUGCCGUAUUAUAGGAGGGGGAAUCUGCAGGAUGAGAUCAAUGCGAAUCUGGUGAAUCGGACGCGCUUCAGUGAGAGGCGGCUGAUGAAGAUUAUGCUUGGGGUGUGCAAAGGGUUGAAAGCAAUGCAUCACUACAAGAUCCCAAGUGGGAAUGGAUCUGCCAGCGCAGCGAGAAGAGAAGCACAGACGAUACGUAACCAGGCCGCAAACGAGGACGAGGACGCGAGACGUCAGGCAAGGAAUAAGUCACGAACGAUGACUGCAAGUGCGCAACGAAGCGCAGAUGAAGAUGGCGAGGCUGAGCAGCCUCUCAUGCCAGAAAGUGCUGGUGGUGAAAUCACAGCUAGUCAAGCUAAGAAGAAAUCUGGCGAUGCUCAUGCAUAUGCACACCGCGACAUUAAACCCGCAAACAUCAUGCUGGACGAUGACGACCCGAGCACAAGUGGAAGCGGUGAUCCGAAACCAAUUCUCAUGGAUUUAGGAUCUAUUGCGCCAAGCCCAACACCCAUCACGAGUCGAAGCCAAGCUCUCGCAGUUCAGGAUACAGCCGCUGAGCACAGUACCAUGCCUUACCGUGCACCUGAACUCUUUGAUGUAAAAACCGGCUCAGUAAUUGACACAAAAGUCGACAUCUGGUCGUUGGGCUGUACGAUGUAUGCCUGUUUGAUCGGAAAAUCACCUUUCGAGGCAAGAUCAGAUGAAACUGGUGGAUCAUUGUCAAUAUGUGUCCUUGGUGGAGACUGGAAAUGGCCAGAUGAAAAUGCUCCGAAGCCGAAGAGGCAAGGGACUAUUGUUGAGGGAGAUGGUCAAGCAGCAGGAGGCGACAGAAGGGACAAAUACCCGUGCGAAGAGGUGCGAGAUGUGGUCAGAAAAUGUCUAGCUGUCGAGGCUAGUGAACGGCCAGACAUCGAUGAAUUGAUAGAGCUCAUUCGGAACGUGAUGAAGAAGAUACCGGAUGGUGAGACGGCGCAAGGAGAUUAUUAA